AUGCCCGUUGUAGCUAUCGCAGGAGGCACGGGCAGUGUCGGUCGCUUCAUUGCCGAAGAGACUAUUGCAGAUGGUAAUUUCGAGGUCAUUGUUUUAAGUCGAAAGGCUAACCCGGCACUGGAGAAAGAGCUCGGGACACGUAUUCUGCCCAUCGAUUACUCCGGCCCCGAUACUAUUGCAACCUUGCUCGAAGAUAAUCAUGUCGACGUCGUCAUUGCCGCGCUAGGUGGACGUACACCUCCCGAGCAGGAACAUGCUCUUAUCCAAGCCGCCGCCAAGUCCAAAGCCACCAAGCGAUAUAUCCCCAGCGUCUGGGGUGUCAAGUGGCGUCCGGAGCAUUCUUGGUUCUUCAAUGCCGCGGCCAAGUUGUCUCUCUUUGAUGCGCUGGAGAAGACUGACUUGGAGUGGACCGCGGUUUUGAAUGGCUUCUUUCUAGAUUAUUGGGGUGCUCCGAAUCUCAAGACAUACCUCGAUCCUCUGACUAUAGUUCUGGACAUCCCUGCGAGAAAGGCUGCGAUCCCAGGCAACCCGAACCAGCCUGCAGUCUUUACAUAUACUAAGGAUGUUGCCAAGUUUACAGCUAAGCUCUUGAAGCUGGAGAAGUGGGAGCCAGUAUCAUAUAUUAUCGGCGACAGGCUUACGUGGAAGGAAUUUUCACAGCUUGCCGAAGAGGUUACUGGCGACAAAUUUGAGAUUACCUACGAUUCAGUCGAGCUGCUUAAAUCAGGAAAGGUCACGGAGCUUCCGGGUCACAUACCUGUCUACCCCUUCUUCCCUAAAGAAGCACUGCAAGGCAUGCUGGCCGAGCUCGCUAUCUUGUUUGACCAGGGAGCGUUAGACUUUCAGCCGGAGCAGACUCUUAACAGCCUUUUCCCAGAGAUCAAAGUAACGACAGCUCGGGACGUUUUGGAGAUUGCAUGCAAGAAAUAG
Molecule: messenger RNA, 930 nt
Organism: Fusarium odoratissimum NRRL 54006
Lineage: Eukaryota; Fungi; Ascomycota; Sordariomycetes; Hypocreales; Nectriaceae
Exons: 3
Coding region: 1-930 (309 amino acids)
Source: RefSeq, a predicted model, not a curated record